Molecule: messenger RNA, 1499 nt
Organism: Aplysia californica (California sea hare)
Lineage: Eukaryota; Metazoa; Mollusca; Gastropoda; Aplysiida; Aplysiidae
Biological process (GO): positive regulation of canonical NF-kappaB signal transduction; positive regulation of JNK cascade
Cellular component (GO): plasma membrane
Molecular function (GO): signaling receptor activity; protein binding
Source: RefSeq, a predicted model, not a curated record
GAUGGACGAGAGAAGCCAUGAAGGUCCUGUACCUACUCUCCCUCACGGUGAUCCUGCCAUUAUCUGCCCCAAAGGACGACUGUCAUACUCUGAUGUUUGCAUCCCGUGCAAAAGCUGCGGGAAUUUGGAAGAACUUUCUCCCUGCAACGCCACUCACAACAGGCAGUGCGGCUCGUGCAAGACGGACACCCCCACCCACACAUCCCCUAUACUCCGACAACACCACCGAAGCAUCAACAAAACCUCCGCUUCGCCUACCAGCCGCCCUGACUUCCUGUCUUGGCAAGACGUGAUAUUGGUCUGGUCCAGCGGGGCUGUGAUCCUCCUCUCUGUGGUCCUAGCCUUGGCUUGCUACUGCGCCAAACGCCGUGUCUCAUGUCGGAAGAAACCACGCACAGAUGGCAGCAAGACGGGCGUUUUACUAGAAGACACAGACAGUUCAACAUCCGGGCUCUCCCCGUGUCAAUCUCUGUUGUACAUAAAGGAAGAAAACCCAUCCAUUGGGUCAAACUGUGAAAGGCCAACUCUUUGUUUGGUCUCGUUUGGAGGGGAGAAGACAGCAGUCUAUGAGGACAUUCGUUCGCCUUACUACAAGCAAUGCAGGGAUGGGGAAGAGAAUGAUAUAAAGGUUCUAGAUAAUGGAGUUAACGACAAAUUAUCUAGCCUGCACAACAGCAGCAAGAUCUGUGACAACAGUUGGACAAAGGAACUCUUGGCCAUUCUUUUUCCAGAUAAAAGUAGGUAUGAAGCCGCUGUCGUUUCUGAGGACGAGCACGAAGCCUGUACCCAGUUGCAAGACUCCGAGGUCGUUUCUGAGGACACGCCCAAAGUCUGCACUCAGCCAUCUGUCCCCCACCCAUUGCCCCUGGAACAAUGUCCAGAGGUUCUUGACCAGACUGACCUCCUCCCAAUCCCCCCUCCCCGCUGUGACCCCCCGGAACUCCCCACGAACCCCCAGGAGCAAGACACAGCGCCAGAACCCCCACCAAGGUCAGGGGCGUCCCAGAGCCUGACGGCCAAGGUCACCCCGGGCUGUGUCUCUUCUAGCCAGUCGGAGCUCCUAUCGUCGUCGUCCAGGGAGCCCCCGGCCUGCCCCGUCGAUGACGUGCGCGAUGUAAGACUGAGAGACGAUGGGAAGAUAACUCUCAGCUGUUCCCACCAGCGCUUCCGGUAGGCUCGGUUGUGGGAGACGUAGAGGAGGGGCUUGAUGCAGUAGCUGGACAGCCCGGUGAAGGAACCCACCCUAAGGACAGAAAAUAGAGUAUUUUGUAACACUCCCAAAGACGCAAUUUCGAUAGCUUAUUAUUACAGGAGAGGGGCUUAUGGGCCUAAGGGUUUUAAAACAUUUAUAGAUGCUAUUGUGUGUGUAUAUUGCUGGGUUGUUUGGUUAGCCCAAAAUGAUUUUGACAAUUUGUGGCAGGGGAAGGAGGGGAGGGGGGAGGGGGGGGAUAAAAGAUGUGUGAUUUCUGUAGUAUAAUAUCACUGAGCUGUUUGGACUU